AGAGCUCGCCGAGAGCGAGCUGAGUCGAGUCGUGGAGAUCGCGCCGAAGGUGCGCAGCGCAUCCGUCGCACAGUUUUUUUUUUUUCACGUUCGGCAAACACAAUUGGGGACUUCGAAAGUCCGCCGCGCGCGCCUGCCCAUGUGACACACACUCUGCAAGAUGCCGGGAAUCAGUCUGCGUACUCUGUGUUUCGUGACGGCGGUCUUGUGCAACGUUCAGCAGAGUCUUGAACAUGAAAUUCCGAGGAGGAGCUUCCUGUCACGCAGAGCGAUCGACGGAACUAGAGGACGGAAGUACUUCGAUCCGAACGAGGACGGCGCAUUCGAUAGUUACGGAUCCGCCGGCGGUCAAUACGAUCCGUACGAGCACGUGACGGAUCUAUCUGACAUUAGGAAAAAUGUGCCGGGUGAGCCAGGCGUCGAUUAUCCCGCCUACACGACAUUACCUCAGACGGGAUUCACGUGUGAAGGACGUUCACGUGGCUACUACGCUGACGAAGCAGCCGGCUGUCAGGUAUUCCACGUGUGCCACGAUGUUUUAGUAUCUUCCUUCUUGUGCCCAAUCGGCUCGACUUUUAGCCAGAAGCUGCUGACGUGCGACUGGUGGACCAAAGUGGACUGUUCCGCCACCAACAGAUAUCUCGAAGUGAAUCGCAACAAUUAUCAGAUCGACGACGACGAGAUGAUUCGCAACGCGUACGCGAUGAUCAGCCUGCAAUCCUCCGCCGAAGACGUUACCAAGGACGGUCUGGUGGAUCCCGACAGCGGCGCCAGGAUCAUCGAUUACUCCGUGCUCGGCGGCGGAAGGACUGUGACAAGUUACACGCCCGUAUCGUUCCGCAGAAUCACGGAUUAUCCCGCUGUGGACACGACCGGGAACGAUCUGCCGAGCGGUUUCGAAGACUAUCCCAAUCAGGACAACCGACAGAUCCUCAACUACAAUCGAUUCCAGCAGAAGAGCACGAAUCCCACGUAUCAAAACAAAUUUCAUCUCGAAGGCAAAGGACGGUCACCUUAUCACGCAGCUGCAAUUAUCAGACAAAAUUAUCAGGACCAAUCGAGAAGCAACGAACAGUUUCGAGAUGAUUAUCGUGGACCCGACGGGUUCACCAAUCAGCUGCAGACGUCUUACGCGCCCACCGUGCCCACUGUCACCACCACCACCAGAAGAUUUUACUCGCCCACGGUACCGACGACUUAUCGACCUUCAACUUUGGCCUACAGCAAGCUGGAUCUGAUCAUGGAUAGUUCCGAUCAUCUCUACGCGCACAGCAAGAACCCGGCGACUCCACCUACGACUUCUCAUCAUCGGGACGACGAUGAGAAAAAUGCUGAUUUGAGAGAGAGCGAAACGAGACACGACGGUCCGAGGACAUCGGAGAACGUUGGAGAUAAUCAAAGUGACGACGUUGCUCGAUCCAAGAACGACGAAGUGCGUCUCCUCAACUUCGAGGAGAAAAAGUCGGAAACGAGUUUUAGAAUCAAUCUGACCGCGAUCGAAGACGAGGAGGAUGAGGUGUUCAGACAACAGAACGACAGACCGGUAAUUAGAAAUGAUUACGAAGAAAAUCUGGAAGACAUCGAGACGGGAGACAGCAUCGGAAUUGCUCGGGCGCUGAACGAUCCCGACAGGAUCGGUGUACAGAAUCAAAAUCCCGUGGAGGAAACGUUCAAGGACGAACGAAAAAAACGUCCGAGCAGUUCGUCGCAGGCGCACACAAUUCGUUCUUCAGGAUCGUCUUCUGUAGAUAAUUCGUCGCAAACUUUGACGAAUAUCUUCAAUGAAACGAGCGACGAUCAGUCGACGGAAGAUUACGAAGACGUUACAAGCUCGACGACGAGAAUUUACGAAGAAACAGGGUUCACGACGCGCUUCGGCGUUAGAACGACUCCGUUGCUGAGGAACUGGCAUCAGAAGGACGUCGAUACCGUGCAAGCCUCGACAUUUUCCGUAACUGCGAAACCUACGACAAUCGAAAGCAACGUUGACGAAGUUGAUCGCUCAUCGUCUAACGGCAAUCAGACAAGCGAGGAUCAAAAUUCGUCAUUGAACAAACCAAUCUCUAGCUUAAACGACGAGUCCGCGCCCAGAAUACAUCUCAAUUUCGAAGUUCCUCAACCGUCUCAGUUCUUGAGGCCUCCGGCGAAAAGUUUUCUGAUCAACAUUCCGGAAGAAGAGACGCGUUACGCAACGACCGAUCAGAAUUCCAAAACUACUUGGGGUGAAAAUUUUGAAAUAACUACGGAACUCCCGCAAUUUUCCGUCACAUCCGUUGAAAACAUUCAAGAUCGAUCGCCGGUAUACAACGCGAACGUUCAAGAACAAUCGUUAUUUGAUUACGCGAACGACAAGUUGUUGUCAGAAACAACGAAUUUAGAUGUUAAUCCAAUCACGCAAGCGACUCCUAAAGUAUCCACGCCCAUUCCGUGGCUGGUUUCUUCUUCGUGGCAGGAUCGAUCGAUCGUCGAUUCUCCCGCUACAGACAUCGUUCCGCCGUUUGCGAAUCAAAAUGAUGGUUUCGACGACCUUCUCGUCCCGCCGAACGAAGAGUCGGCGCGAGUCGAUCAGACAGAACGCGCGGAUGCGCAAAUUAUUCAGCGAAAUUCUUCGACAACUUCGAGGAAGACGAUCAACACCGAAGAACCGAUUUUGAUUCGAUACGAGAUGGGAUUCCACUUGAGCAUCAGAGAUGCGAUCAAGGCUCAGGAAGAAGCGAGAAGAACGGCUCUGAGAGCAAUGUGCGAAUCUUCGGCGUUCGACAAGCAAAACAGAUCCUGCGAAACGAGUUCCGUUGCUCCCAAAACAAAUUCCGCCGUUGGGAGUUCAACGGCGAGCGUGGAAGAAAAGACCGUCUCGAUCGGUACCAAAGCGACUACGAGAUUUCCGGAACAACUGACUUUUUCGGCUAGCUCGAGAUUGCCCGAAAAAUCGGUAACAAUCAUUCGUAACGAAUUUUCAACUUUCACCACGCCACUUCCGGUUACUGUCGACAGUAACGUCGGCACGGAGAGAUCCACGUUGAAGACAAUCGCGUCGGGAAACGUGUUGCAAUCGAAUCGUCAAAAUCUGGAAGAGAAAGCGAAAGAGACGGAAAGUACUUCGCUGCGCUCGACCCGUACGGAAUCUUUAAAACAGACCAAAGAAACAAUUGACAAACACGGUUCACCGUACGAAGUUUCCUUCACGGUUAAUCAGAAAGAUGAAGAUCCGGAUCCGACAAUCGGUGGUGACGAUUUUAUUGGCCGACUGAUCGCUCAGCAAUCGGCUCUCCCUUUGAAGCAACAGCUGAACGACUUCGAGAUUGUCAAGUCGAUCGAAACGAAGGAUGAAAUUGUUAUUCCGCAAGUACGUCCCACGUUUCCCGACCAUACCACCGGUCACGCGUUUCCAGACGGAGAAAACAACAGUGAUCCCAUCAACGACACGAUCUACGAACUACCCAGAGAAUCGAACUCGAACGUGAGUAUGUUGAGUCUUGUUCAGUUAAUGGCGGAAUUGUUGAAGCUGGAUCGCUUGCCACGACCGUUUUCGGCGAAGGACUUUCACAGCGCGGAUCUGAGGGACUCGUUUGAUCUGGAUCUUGACGAACCGUCACUCGUCACGGCGAAUCCACCGUUGGAUCGUUCGCAAACAAGAGCGCCAUUCGGGAAUGCAAAUUUCAAACCGUCUAACUUCGAUAUCUCGAAGACACCCAGAGUUGCCAAAUCGAGGACACGACUGAAUCAGGACAAUCCGUCGUUCGACGCGUCAAGUUCACCGAUAUCUUUUCUCGACGAUACUUCGAACACCGAGAUUCCUCUUAGAUCGUUUUCUGACGACUCUUCUAAAAUAAAUUCCAACGCCGCGACCGAACAGAAAACGAUUCAAUCGAAAUCGGAAAACAGAACCAUUCGACCGCUCCAGAAAGAGGAGAUUCUGGAGCAAUUGACAGAGAACUUCGGUCGGCCAUUGUAUCGCGACGAUUCGAUUCACAGAUCGUUCGUUUUCGAUCUGCCGCAAGUGCAGAGAAAUUUGGACUUCGAGAGCGGUUUGCCAAUAAGCGAGGACAAGCGCGUGAGCGGCGAACCUUCGGAAGAAAGUUCGAUAUUUUCCACAGAGAGAACACCGACAACGACGACGCAACAGACAAUCACGACGACGGAAUCCGCGAGGACCGUUGUCGAGACCGAGUUCGUUCCUUCUCUGGGAUUCUCCUUCGAUACAAACGAGGGUCGCGAGGAAUACGUCCAAGCGUUUCUGAAGGGACUGAUCGACGAGCACAACGGCGAAGGUGAUGAGAAGAAUGAAUCGAGAAAGGAUGUCGACGUCGCGCUGUCACCGGACGAACCAUCAAAAACUGACACGUCGAAACUCGAAGGCACGAAGAACGUUUGAGAAAUCUUCAAAAAAAAA
This is a messenger RNA of Pseudomyrmex gracilis, 4393 nucleotides long. RefSeq lists its product as uncharacterized. Gene Ontology annotation, molecular function: chitin binding. The record is from RefSeq and is a predicted model, not a curated record. NCBI's taxonomy places the organism in Eukaryota, Metazoa, Arthropoda, Insecta, Hymenoptera, Formicidae. Bases 161 to 4375 code for a protein of 1404 amino acids. The transcript is spliced from 5 exons. Gene Ontology annotation, cellular component: extracellular region.